CUGUCCUCUGUAAUGGUUCUUCUGUGUAGUGUGAACGUCGGACCAUGCGUUGACCAUUUGCGAUUUACAUAAAGUGUUCUGCCGUUCCGCGUUUGUGUCACGAUUUUCCAGUUCUAAACAACGGAGAAUAUGGAUUUCGCCAAAAAUGUGCUCCAAAAAUAUGGAUGGAGAGAAGGCGAGGGGCUUGGAAAAAAUUCAAAUGGAAUAACCAAGCCAAUUAAGGCUAGCUUGAAGUUCAACAAUACGGGCUUCGGUGCCAAUCCGGCCCAAGAGCACACUAACAAAUGGUGGGAACGAGUAUUUGACGAAGCAGCUAGUAACCUCGUGGUGGGUCCAGCAGGCACUAUAACUCAGCGUGAGAAAGACGCUGUAGAGAUUUCCAACAAGAGUUACUCGGUGCGAAAGCUUAAGCAGCAAACCCAAGCGGAUGGUAAGGGAAAUUAUUCGGGUUUCCUAAAAGCGUCUACGCUGUUGACCAACGUUGGCCGAGAAGAGGAAUUGGCUGGACACGUUCGCACGGAGGACAUUGAAUUUAAACCGGCAAAAGUUUUAACAGAUGAGGAACUCUUUGCCGCCUGCGGAGGACGAACAGCUCAUAAAGGCGCCCGGCAUGGACUAAAGCUAUCCGGUAAAUUAGCUCGUUUGGAAGCCCAGGAUAAUAAGCUGCUCAAGGAAUUAGAAUCGAAAUCAUUUGAGUCGGUUAUCAAAAGCAACGAUUGGAAGGAGGUAAAGCGACGAAAAAAGUCCAAGAAGAAAAAGAGAAACGAAGAAAAGUGGACAGAGCGGCAUCAACAAGAGGAAGACGAUGAACUUAAAGAUAUGAUUCACAAUACAAACUACGUCGUUAAAAAGAAUAAGAAAAAAGUCAAAGAAGCUGCACAUGUCGAACUUGAUUUGGUCGAUGGGUUGGAACAAUCAAUGGGAUUCUUUGACACACUGCCAGAAGAUGAGGGGGUAGAGCCAGAUCCGCAACCUACUGUAGAAGAUGAGUUGAAAGAAUUGACUAAUCGUAUUCGCAAGCUGGAUCACAAUUCUAUCACCAUUAAAAAGAAGGAUAAGAAAAAGAAGCAGAAACUGAAGACUACACUGCAAACAAAUGAUAAGUCACUAGAUGAUGAUGAAUCAAUGGAUCCGACGGCCAAAUAUCGUAAAGAUUAUAAGAAGAAGCAAAAACUUAAUAACAAGCUGCUUCGUGAAUUGGUAAGCGACGAAGUACCGCAGAGCAAAACUCUGAAACCGAAAAAACUUUUGAAAUCCGAUAGCGAUGCUUCGGACAGCAGUGACGAAGAGCGGCAGGAUGUGGUUGAUAAAAUCAACGACCAGCGGCAGAAGAUGAAGCCCAAACUACCGCGCAUUAAGGUGAUAGAAGCAACAGAAGAAGAUCAGCAAAUGUUGGCCGAACAGUUCAAGCAGCGGCAUCGAAACCGCAACAAGCGUGUGGGUCGCCACAAAGCCAAGAGGCCAAAAAGCAAAAAACGGGACCGCAAGGUAGCUUUGUUGGCUGAUGAGUUGCUGAAAAACUUGUGAUAGCAAUUCAUCCAAAUGGUACAUCGCCAGAUGUGUUUUUCAAUGCCUUACUUCAAGGGUUGUUACAGAUUAUCAUCAGUAGCACACAAUGCAAUAAUGGUUUGCGCCAUUUUGUGAAUUUUUUUUCCUGAAUUUAAAUUUGUAAUUCAAGCAAUAAAUAUUUA
Messenger RNA from Sabethes cyaneus, 1691 nucleotides. Its product is annotated as G patch domain-containing protein 4. Bases 130 to 1527 code for a protein of 465 amino acids. Lineage: Eukaryota; Metazoa; Arthropoda; Insecta; Diptera; Culicidae. The transcript is spliced from 3 exons. Gene Ontology annotation, biological process: regulation of ribosome biogenesis. Gene Ontology annotation, molecular function: nucleic acid binding. The record is from RefSeq and is a predicted model, not a curated record. Gene Ontology annotation, cellular component: nucleolus.